Molecule: messenger RNA, 2656 nt
Organism: Toxotes jaculatrix (banded archerfish)
Lineage: Eukaryota; Metazoa; Chordata; Actinopteri; Toxotidae
Product: methylmalonate-semialdehyde dehydrogenase [acylating], mitochondrial-like
Exons: 12
Coding region: 101-1681 (526 amino acids)
Biological process (GO): L-valine catabolic process; thymine catabolic process
Cellular component (GO): mitochondrion
Molecular function (GO): methylmalonate-semialdehyde dehydrogenase (acylating, NAD+) activity; malonate-semialdehyde dehydrogenase (acetylating, [NAD(P)+]) activity
Source: RefSeq, a predicted model, not a curated record
GUGUAACAUUCCUGCUAGCUGAAGUUCUCUUUGCACCCCAGUGUCUUGUGGGUCGGUUGAAGGGCUUCGGAGCAGGAAAAGAGAAACCUGUCUCUGCACAAUGGCAGCAAUUCUCCUCCGGUCCAUACUGAAUAAGAAGGCCCCUGUCCAGCUGGGUCGCAUGUGUUACUCCUCCUCCUCAGUGCCCACCACCAAGCUGUUCAUUGAUGGCAAGUUUGUCGAGUCCAACACGUCUGAAUGGCUUGACAUUCACAACCCUGCCACUAAUGAGGUGGUGGGACGUGUUCCCAAAGCUACCCAGGAGGAGAUGCUGGCAGCUGUGGACUCCUGUUCCAGAGCCUUCCAGUCCUGGUCUGAAACCUCCAUCCUCAGCAGGCAGCAGAUCUUCCUGCGCUACCAGCAGCUCAUCAAGGACAACAUUAAAGAACUGGCUAAAAUAAUCACCUUGGAGCAGGGCAAAACUCUUGCUGAUGCAGAGGGAGAUGUAUUUAGAGGACUGCAGGUGGUUGAGCACGCCUGCAGCAUUACAUCCCUCAUGCUGGGGGAAACCUUACCCUCUAUCACCAAAGACAUGGACACUUACACCUACCGCCUGCCCAUUGGAGUGUGCGCCGGUAUCGCGCCUUUCAACUUCCCUGCCAUGAUUCCUCUGUGGAUGUUCCCUGUCGGCAUGGUGUGUGGAAACACCUACCUGAUGAAGCCCUCUGAGCGAGUCCCGGGAUGCACCAUGCUCUUGGCCAAAAUGCUUCAGGAUGCUGGGGCGCCAGAUGGUACACUCAACAUCAUCCACGGCCAGCAUGCAGCGGUGAACUUCAUCUGUGACCAUCCAGCCAUCAAAGCCAUUAGCUUUGUGGGCUCCAACCAGGCUGGAGAGUACAUCUACGAGCGGGGCUCCAAGAACGGCAAGAGGGUGCAGUCCAACAUGGGUGCCAAGAACCAUGGUGUGGUGAUGCCCGAUGCCAACAAAGAGAACACCAUCAACCAGCUGGUGGGCGCUGCCUUCGGAGCAGCUGGCCAGCGCUGCAUGGCUCUGUCCACUGCUAUUUUUGUAGGGGAGUCUCGUGAAUGGCUCCCAGAGCUGGUGGAGCGCUCCAAAUCACUCCGCGUAAAUGCAGGCGAUCAGCCUGGCGCAGAUGUGGGUCCCCUGAUCUCCCCUGAGGCCAAAGCCAGGGUGGAGUCUUUGAUCCAGAGUGGUGUGGACGAGGGUGCCAAGCUGCUGCUGGACGGGCGGAAAGUAAACGUCAAAGGAUAUGAAAAUGGAAACUUUGUUGGACCCACCAUUCUGGGCAAUGUUAUGCCGGACAUGACGUGUUACAAAGAGGAAAUCUUUGGACCGGUGCUUAUCGUCCUGGAGGCUGACAGUCUCGACGAAGCCAUUUCUUUAAUCAACAAAAACCCCUACGGUAACGGCACCGCCAUCUUCACCACCAAUGGAGCCACUGCACGCAAAUACACACAUGAGGUGGACGUCGGCCAGAUUGGCGUGAAUGUGCCCAUCCCUGUCCCCCUCCCCAUGUUCUCCUUCACCGGCUCUAGAGGUUCAUUCAGAGGAGACACCAACUUCUAUGGCAAGCAGGGCAUCCAGUUUUACACUCAGAUCAAGACGGUGACGUCACAGUGGAAGGCUGAGGAUGCCACCGUGACAAGCCCGGCAGUUACCAUGCCAACCAUGGGACGCUAAGCUAAACAGACAGUGCAUCCGUCAUAACCUUCACUGACUCCUCAUAUGCCUUAAGCCCAAGAAGGGAUUGGGGGAAAAAAGGUUACAUGUCCUUUUUUAUAGUUGAGUAAUAUUUACAAUGGGGAUUAUUGGUUGGUGAUUGUUUGAACUCUUUAAACAUCCUGAACACUGUUGUUGCACAAACAUGCAAUGAUACAAAUGACACUGCAUUUGGAGAUGGGGGAGAUGAAUUGGACUGAUGCAAUGAAUGGUGCUGUGAGUCUCUUGUUUGUUGUGUGUUUUUUUUUUUACAUGUUUUUUUCCAGUUCACAUCCUGUACUGACCAGGUCAGCCAUGAUUUAAUCAUGCUCAGUCAUUUUUAUGAUCCUUUGUGUGUUCUGGCAUUACAUUGCGUACAACCUAAAAGAGACAUCAAAAGGAUCAAGGAUUCUGCUGCUGAGCAGUGACAUCAAAUGUCUUCCAACAGUAUGCUCUAUUGUUCUUUAGCUUGUUCUGUGAAUCAGAGCCCUGGGUACACACUUGAAAAGUAGAUAGAAAACUACAUUAGAAGAAGGUCAGACUCAUCCUGUUACUCCGUUUAAACUGAAACAAUGGCUGCUGUUCAUGUCCUCCAGAUGUUCAUCAUACUGUAUAUCGUCCAUUGGUGGGAUUAGUGUGUCUUCUGUGUCAGAUAGAGGUUUUUUUUUUGCUGAACUGUCAAAGUAGUAGUUUUUUUGUCUGGUCAUGAAUGGUAUAGAAGUUAAAAUUGCAGUGUUUUACAUGUCAUGAACUUGUAAUGGUUUAUGAAGAAUAUAAUUUUGAUGACGUUUUCUGGGAUGAAACAGACUUAUAGUAUGUCAUAGACAUCUUUUCAUCCCAAGGACUUGAGCUUCUUCAAACUGUGUCCCCUUGACUCCUUUCUGAGGUCUUGUGGCUAAAAAGUAAGAUAUUAAGAGGUCUGUUGUUAACUGUUUGAAUAAAGACACUGUAAUUUGA